AUGUAUCUUGCUUGUGAGAGGAGUGGCCAACAUAGAGCGACAAAGAAGUUAAACCAUGAUGGCAACAAUACAUCAAGAAUAACCGAUACGAAGAAGUGUGGCUGUCCUUUUGAUAUGAGGGCUCACAGGUCUACCACACAUGAUGAAUGGACAUUGACCGUAGUAUGCGGAUUGCAUAACCAUCCACCUACGGAGCACCUUGAGGAACAUUCAUAUGCGGGGAGGCUAUCAAAGGAUGAGAAAGCAUUGUUAAUGGAUAUGUCAAAGAGCAUGGUUCGGCCAAAAGAAAUCCUAGUAACCUUGAAACAGCGAGAUGCCCUCAAUGUAAGCACACUUAAAACCAUUUACAAUGUACGCCAUCGAAACAGGGUGGUACAGAGAGCUGGAAGAUCACAGAUGCAACACUUAUUGGGUGAAUUUGCCAAGUAUAAUUACAUUGAGCGCCAUCGAUCUGAAGAGUCCACGAUGACUGUGACAGACUUGUUUUGGGCACAUCCUACCAGUUUGGACUUAUUUCGGUCUUCCCCACGUAUAUUAAUUAUGGAUUGCACAUAUAAAGCCAACAGAUAUUGUCUUCCUCUUCUUGAAAUUAUGGGAGUGACAUCAACUGAAAUGACUUUCUCUGUAGCUUUCGCAUACUUACAGUAUGAGAGGGUCGAUAACUAUGCGUGGGUGUUAGCUACAUUGCGUGAUGUCAUGGAUGGUUUUGUUAUGCCAACAAUUAUUGUUACUGACAGAGAGCUAGCCUUGAUAAAUGCCAUACAGAAGAUAUUCCCGAGUGGCAGACAUUAA
This is a messenger RNA of Camellia sinensis, 792 nucleotides long. NCBI's taxonomy places the organism in Eukaryota, Viridiplantae, Streptophyta, Magnoliopsida, Ericales, Theaceae. The record is from RefSeq and is a predicted model, not a curated record.